AUGGUGCGGUGGUACGCGCCGUCGGACGUGUACGACGUCACGAAGAAAGGCACGCGGCUGCGCGUGGACGGGACGCUCCGCGGCGCGGAGGAGCCGCCCGAGGAUGGAAAGGCGCCGAUAUUUCCAAAGUGGAAGCGCGGCGACUUUUCGUUGCUCUUCGACGGCGACGGCGACGGCGACGGCGGCGGCGGCGGCGGCGGCGGCGACGCGACCACCGCCGGUCGGUUGUUCUUCGUCGACCACGUCAAGAGAGAAGCGAUCGACGCGACGGACGAGGACGAGGACGAGGCGACGUCGGAGGAAUACUUGAAACGCGUCGACGAGCUCGCCGCGCGGAUGAUCAGAGAGGGCGCGGUGAAACACGAGGCUCGCGCGGACGACGUCAAGUUUAGGCCGGCGAAAUCUUUGUUCAGUCGCGGGGGGAUAAAACGCGACACGGUCGACGGGUGGAAGACGCAGGUGUGGGAGUGCGUCGGGAAGAUCCAGAAGAAGGUGGUGCACCGCGGCGGGAGCUUUAAGACGGACGGGAGCUUCGAGCAGUACCUCGCGAGCGCGCGCGAAGGCACCGCAGUGGUGGAGACGGAAUUCGACGAGUAUUACGACGACGGCGGCGACGACGACGGCGACGGGGGGGAGCCGUUCGACGAGGACGCCGCGUUGAGGGCGUGGAACGACGCGGUGAGGGAGGCGGAGGAGGGAGGCGCCGGGCCGCCGGUGAUCCGAGCGGAGGAGGAGGAGGAGGAGGAAGAAGAAGAAGAAGAAGAACCGCCGCCGCCGCCGCCGCGAAAAAAACCCGCGGCGGCGGCGAAAGCGAAACCGACCCCGCCGCCGACCGACGCGCGAUCGCGAGAUCUCGAGGACACGAAACCGCGCAAGGUAUCCGCGAAGUGCUGGCUCGCGGAGUCGUUCCCCGUGACGAUCGCGGACGUCCUCCCCAUCCUCGACGUCGUCUCCGUCGUGAACAAGCCGCUCAAAAAAGCCCGCGAGAUGGCCACGGUCUUCGCCGCGGAGAAGGAGCACCUCUUCCCCGUGAAGAUGCUCGCGCCGGUGAUGAUGUCAGUGUACGCCGUGAUCAAGUUCAAAGCGUUCACGACGUUGCGACCCGAUCACGAGUGCGAGGAAGAGGAGCUCGACGCGAUCGAGUCGCAGCGACCGCCGGACGCGUGCCACGUCAGACGGUUUGAAAUACCCGCCGGGUACGCGCGGAAGGUGCGUUCUAUACACUGGUUCCCAUACGACCGCGUUCGCGUGGUGAACGCCGAUCCUUAA
This is a messenger RNA of Micromonas pusilla CCMP1545, 1269 nucleotides long. RefSeq lists its product as uncharacterized. NCBI's taxonomy places the organism in Eukaryota, Viridiplantae, Chlorophyta, Mamiellophyceae, Mamiellales, Mamiellaceae. The record is from RefSeq and is a predicted model, not a curated record. The transcript has a single exon. The coding region runs from base 1 to 1269 and encodes 422 amino acids. Gene Ontology annotation, cellular component: cytoplasm.